Messenger RNA from Talaromyces stipitatus ATCC 10500, 186 nucleotides. RefSeq lists its product as uncharacterized. Lineage: Eukaryota; Fungi; Ascomycota; Eurotiomycetes; Eurotiales; Trichocomaceae. The transcript has 2 exons. The coding region runs from base 1 to 186 and encodes 61 amino acids. The record is from RefSeq and is a predicted model, not a curated record.
AUGAAAGAGGCUCAUCGCGAGGCCAAGCAAAACGCCGAUGAUAUUGUUGAACUGCAAGGAGAACGUGACCAUGGUCAGGGUGGUAGUGAGGAAGGUACACUAAGACCAACCUUCACACCAAAAUCCACCAAGUUGCCCAAGGGAGCGAAGCUCUCAGACGGUAUCAAUCCAACCUUUAAGUCUUAG